AUGGCACCACCUCCAGCUUACCCUAGCAGACUCCAGCUUAACCCAUCAGGCAAGUUUCGACGGCGUGCCAUCAUCGCCUUAAAGCACCUCGAUACUUACUUCGGCGCCCCGCUGCCCGUGGAGGCCACGGAGGCUCUGGCGCGCUCCUGUGGUGAGGCGGCUCUUAAGGCCGACAACGAAAGCGCCGACGACGCGUGCACUGACGAGGUCGGCCUCGAAGCUCGUGCGAGCUUGGGCGGCGGGCCGGCACCGCUGGACGACAAGCGCCGCGCCGGCGACGCAUCGCCCGCCAACGACGGUGCAAAGCCCCGGCACGGUGAGGCGAACACGGCGUUGGACGACGCGCUUUUUGAGGACACGGCCGGUGACUGCGACGAACUUGAAACAGAGGUCAAAAAGUCCCGGCAUGACGAUGCGGCAGCCGUGAAGAAAAGGAAGAAGGAAAAGGAAAAGAAAGGCCACGGCGAACGGAGCGGUCAUGUGGAGGCUGCGGAGAAUGGAAGCGACGAGAAAUACGCGGACGUUGACGAGAUGAUCGUUCGCGACGCACAUGGUGACUGCCAGGACGGUGAAGAAGAGAUCGGCGAGUCUCGGCACUACGAAGAGCAGGUUGGGGAGUCACAGCCUGGUGAUGCAAAGGUCGAAGAGUCCCGGGAUGAUCAGGCUGCGGUCGUGAAGGAAGACAAGACGAAUAAGCGAACGAAACAGCAGCAGAACGAACACAGGGACAAACGGCGAGACGAUAAGGACGGCGCCAACGCUCGCGAGGCCAAGCGUGAAAGCGACGACACCGACAACGACAGGGACAUUGACAACGACAAUUACAAAGAAACCGACAAGAAGGACGCAGAUAGCGGCGACACAGCGUCGGAUGCUGACGACAAGACGGACGGGCAGAACGAGCUCAAGAAACGGAGGUCGCCAGCAUUUAACGACUACCACCUGGAGGAGUGGCCGCCACCCCGUCGUGACCGGUCCUGGCGACUACAACGGAAAAACACGACACAGCGAGCGACACAGCGAAACAUCUACGACAACGGCACCAGCACCAAGCAACAACGUCAGCGCCCGGAGGUCUACCGUGACUACUCUGCGCCCGCUAGCUCGGUGGGUGUGGUGCUGCACCGGGCUCUCGCGGUCCUGCUCUCGCGGAUGAACGUGGUCGUCAACUUCAGCGAGUCCGGCAGGGAGAAAAAUAAGAAAUACGCGUUCGAGACGAAGCAGACGGCGCCGCGAUCGGAGAGCAGCGCGUAA
Molecule: messenger RNA, 1254 nt
Organism: Rhipicephalus sanguineus (brown dog tick)
Lineage: Eukaryota; Metazoa; Arthropoda; Arachnida; Ixodida; Ixodidae
Product: clumping factor A-like
Exons: 4
Coding region: 1-1254 (417 amino acids)
Source: RefSeq, a predicted model, not a curated record